UGCUCCAUGCACUAUCAAAAGUAGCUACUGAUACAGAAGAAGCAAUAGCAAGCAGAAGAGAAUUCGGGUUUUGUGGCAAGCCAAAUGGGAGAGUGGAUAACGCAGUGGAGGGUAGAAUUUUUGGGGAGGGAAUGGAACUUUGUGGAUAUAGGCUCAGUGGUUGUCGUGUUUAGUUUGCACUGCCUUACUCUUUUAGCUCCAUUUCAUUUCAACUGGCCUGCAUUUUGGGUGGCAGUUGCACUAUAUUUUGUUGUAGGUGUGAGUGUAAAUCUCUCUUACCAUAGGCAACUUUCCCACCGGAGUUUCAAGCUUCCCAAAUGGCUUGAAUACUUUUUUGCCUAUUGUGGGGUUCUAUCAUUUCAGAGAAGUCCACUUGAAUGGGUGAGCAUACACCGAUCUCACCACCAAUUUACUGAUACAUUGAAAGAUCCUCAUAGUCCCGUUAGAGGAUUUUGGUAUAGUCACAUUGGUUGGAUCUUCGAUUUUCGGUCUCGGUUUGGAAGUUAUGAUGCACGACUCAAGAACGUUGGAGACUUGAAAAGGGAUCCAUUCUAUAGAUUUCUUCAUUAUACGUACCCCCUUCAUGCAAUUAGUUUUGGAGUGCUACUCUAUGCUGUUGGAGGACUACCAUUUUUGGUUUGGGGGCUGGGUGUGAGAUCAGUAUGGAAUACUGGUGAUCUGUCUAGAAACAACUGGUUAAUUGGAUUGAUGGCUCAUGGAGAAGGUUGGCACAAUAAUCACCAUGCAUUUGAAUACUCGGCUCGGCAUGGCUUGGAAUGGUGGGAAAUUGAUGUUACGUGGUAUGUAAUAAGAUUUCUUGAAAUCAUCGGUUUGGCAACAGAAGUAAAGCUUCCCACUGAGACUCAGAAGAAACGAAAAGCUUUAUUUAUAAGCAACAACCUGAACAAUCAAAUCAGCGAGCUCGAGGAAAAGCUUGAAACAGAAAUCAACAACGGAAAGAUUUGAUCAACAAAAUCAUGGAAGCUUGAAUCUCUAUCCAGCUAUUUAAUAUGCAGCCCUAUAUGAUCCUCGAAAGAAAAGAUAUAUAUGCAGCCUAUAUAUAUAUGCUUGUUAAUAACGCUUUACUUUCACUGUACUUUCCUCGACUAAUUAAUAUUAUGUAUCUAAAUUAUAUUGAUCUGGAGUUGUUUUCA
Messenger RNA from Malus domestica (apple), 1154 nucleotides. RefSeq names its product palmitoyl-monogalactosyldiacylglycerol delta-7 desaturase, chloroplastic-like. The record is from RefSeq and is a predicted model, not a curated record. Lineage: Eukaryota; Viridiplantae; Streptophyta; Magnoliopsida; Rosales; Rosaceae. Gene Ontology annotation, molecular function: oxidoreductase activity, acting on paired donors, with oxidation of a pair of donors resulting in the reduction of molecular oxygen to two molecules of water. Gene Ontology annotation, cellular component: endoplasmic reticulum membrane. Gene Ontology annotation, biological process: lipid metabolic process.